UGUCGUGUAGCUUUUGUUUUGAUGUGUAGUAUGCUGAGCUAUGUUGGAGGGGUUUUUACGCUGAUGUAUUAGAUGUAAUUAUUAUUUAUAAGGAACAAAAUUCAAAUUGUAAUGGACUUAUUAAUGUCAUUUAUAUAAUUUAAUUUGUUACCCGUUUUACGUGAGUUAUAACGGGACGUGACACAUGGAAGAUGAAGAGUUCCAGCGGUAAAAAAAGUGUUGAAGUAAAGAAUAGGGUGACGAAUAAUUAAGGCAUAAUGGAGGUACAGGAGAAACCAAGUUUUUUUCCUCCAAAAAAGAGAACUUCUGGAAAGCGGUUUGCUUCAAAUAGCCACUUUGACCAUGUCACAGUUCAGAAGACCAAGACACAGAGUCUGACAGAAAACUGUUUGUCUUCCAAAACAAACAAUAUUAAUGACAGUAGAACAAUGGAUGUUUGUGUGACUACGGAGAAAAUUGCACCAGAGGAAUAUGGAAGCUGUGGAGAGACAGAUGUUCUUAGUACUCCAAUCGGCUGUGACUUAAAUGGUAAGGAGCUAUCAGAAUCCUCACCUGUGAUUGAAAAUGGACAUGUGGCAGGUAUUCUUAGUUCAUCAUCAGCAAUGGCACUGCAUCAGCCAGAGCAAGGAAGCACAAACACCAGUGUAAGUCACAGUGAGCAGAGCCUUAAUAUGGACCUCUUUCAUGAUACAGUGGAAACUAAGAAGGCAAAAGCCAAGAAGAAAGUGAAUAUUUGCACUGAUCGUGAAGAUGGUGAGGAAGAAGAUACUUCAAGUAAUAUUGAAACAGUGGCACUUAGACGAGGUUCAGAAACCUCUGAUUCAGUGGCUGAUCACUCUGGAGUGAGUGGAAGUACUGAUGGCUGUCUCACCAUGACAGGAACCAUUAAACGUGGGAAGAAAGCAGGCCAAAGUGUGGAUGUGCGGCUGAAUAUGUCUCGUGAAGAACUGGAGGUGCUGGAAGCUGUUCUUGCUGCCAAACGCCGUAAUUCAGCUUCACCUAGUUCUUGGCUCACUUGUGGUCCAAAGAAUGGGCCACAUGUAAUGAUCUGGACAGCAUUGUGUUUCCCAUUUGCAGUUGUGAUAUCUGGAGUCUACUCCUUCUAUAUGGGGACAAUCACAUGGUACAAUGUUUUUACAUAUUAUACUGAAGAAAAGCCCAUUUUGUGCAGAAUCCUAGUUUCCCCAUUCCUUAUUCUUCUUUAUCCCUUUCUUAUUAUAAUCUUCACUAUAGGUCUUGGUCUUUAUGCUGGAAUAGUGCAGAUGUCUUGGUAUUUAGACAGUUGGUACAAAGAGAUUACUGAUUUAGAGAAGGGAUUUUAUGGUUGGUUAUGUGCCACACUGAAACAUGAAGAUUGUUCCCCAUAUGAAGUAGUUGUACUGACAGAGAUUCAGAGUUCAGUGGAAGGAGGUCGACCAGUGAGAUCAUCUUCUGAGGAUUCCACUACAUAAUAACUGACUUUCUUUUGCACAUUAUGCAAUAUGGAAUGAUAGAUUUUUUAAUGUCUACAAUUCAUAUUGCACAUGCAUACACAUAAAGAGCUUCAUUUGUGUUUCCAUAAGUGAUGUAUGUCUUACAUGUAUGUAAAGAACUUAUCAGUAUACAUGUCAUCUUUCACCUUCCUUUUUUGUAA
Cryptotermes secundus is the source of this 1633-nucleotide messenger RNA. Its product is annotated as transmembrane protein 169. The record is from RefSeq and is a predicted model, not a curated record. The transcript is spliced from 3 exons. The coding region runs from base 258 to 1451 and encodes 397 amino acids. NCBI's taxonomy places the organism in Eukaryota, Metazoa, Arthropoda, Insecta, Blattodea, Kalotermitidae.